Molecule: messenger RNA, 1363 nt
Organism: Daphnia carinata
Lineage: Eukaryota; Metazoa; Arthropoda; Branchiopoda; Diplostraca; Daphniidae
Gene: Aos1
Product: SUMO-activating enzyme subunit 1-like
Exons: 6
Coding region: 143-1156 (337 amino acids)
Biological process (GO): protein sumoylation
Cellular component (GO): SUMO activating enzyme complex; cytoplasm
Molecular function (GO): SUMO activating enzyme activity
Source: RefSeq, a predicted model, not a curated record
UCGUUUGGUUAUUACAAAAUUCCAUACAUCCACUGCGUUAGAUUUUGGAAAGCUUAUUCCAAAACCUCGUGUGCUGUAUUCGAAUCCCAGAAAUUGCAUUUUCUUUUGUCUCAUUUUUGAAAUCUACCAAUACUAUAAAACAAUGGUGGCUGAAGAAGAAGUAACAAUCAGUGAAGCAGAAGCAGCACUAUACGACCGGCAGAUUAGACUUUGGGGAUUGGAAGCACAAAAACGUCUAAGGGCAGCCAGAGUUCUACUGAUAGGGCUAGGAGGCUUGGGUGCCGAAAUUGCCAAAAACUUGACUUUGUCUGGUAUUAAAUCUCUGACUCUGCUUGAUCACAGGGUUGCUGUUGCAAAUUCUGCCAAUUUCCUAAUCCCUUUAGAGAAUGUUGGGAAAAAUGUGGUUGAAGCAUCUUUAGAGAGAGUUCAACGCUUGAAUCCAAUGGUGGAAAUUUUAACUGACACAGAAAAUAUUACAGCCAAGAAUGAAGACUUCUUUGGCGGGUUUGAUGUUGUAUGUGCCACUCGACUGGCAGUAGAAGAGUCCAUCAGGAUUAAUGAUAUCUGCCGCAAACACAGCAUCCCAUUCUAUUCAGGCGAUGUGUUUGGAUUUGGUGGUUUCUUUUUUGUGGAUUUGCUUGAACAUGAGUAUUCCGAAGAAGUGACUGUUCCUGCUGCAACCUCUAAAGAUUGUUGCAAGCCAAAGAAAAGUGACCCAAGUGAAACGAAAACUGUCAAACAUGUUUUGAACUAUAUUCCAUUACAAACAGCAUUUGAAGCUGAUCCAUCGUCUCAACUCAACAAGAGAAGUUGGCAGCGCAUUAGAAGCCAUUUCAUUACGAUGAAAAGUUUGCUGAUGUUCCGGUCUCAAAUGAAACGCGACCCAGAAGUUGCAAACCGCCAGUCAGACAUUGCGAAACUGUGCGAAAUUCGGGAUCACAUUCUGCACGAAAUGAAACUAGACAAUCAAACGGUUGACAGUGGCAUAUUCGAAACGGUUUUUGGCGAACUUAGUCCGGCGGCUGCAGUGGUGGGUGGAGUCUUGGCUCAAGAAAUAAUCAAAGCAGUGUCCCAUAAGGACGCACCUAUCCGUAAUCACUUUUUCUUUAACGGUGCUACAGAUUUCAGUGGUGUUGUCGAAGCCAUUGGAUUUUAAAUGGGCUGUAACACAUUUUUUUUCCCUUUUAUACAUUUUUCAUUCAAAAUCAUUUAUCUUUAUGCUCGACGUCUAGAUAAACUUAGUAAACAAGAGGUUUAUCUCUCACGAAAUCCUAUACGAGACAUCCAUAAUCUCGUUCCGCCAACUAUUACACAAUGGUUCGACUGGGAAAAGGAAAUAAUCGGGUCACGAUUAAGCUUAGUA